This is a messenger RNA of Rhizophagus irregularis DAOM 181602=DAOM 197198, 396 nucleotides long. RefSeq lists its product as uncharacterized. NCBI's taxonomy places the organism in Eukaryota, Fungi, Glomeromycota, Glomeromycetes, Glomerales, Glomeraceae. The record is from RefSeq and is a predicted model, not a curated record.
AUGGUUAAAACAAAAGAACUAACAGAUUUCGAAUGUGGAAAGGUUAUCAAUUAUUAUGAAGCUGGUGACACUGAAAGAGCUAUUUCAGAAAAAACAGGCUAUGAAAAAACCACUAUCCACAAUAUAAUAACAAAAUAUCAUAAAACAGGUGCUAUUACUGUUGCUCCUCGAAGUAGUUGUCCAAAGAAGCUGACUGUAAGGGAUAAACGUCAUUUUAAGGCUAUUAUUAACAAAAACUGGCGUAAACCUGAAGAAAAUUUAAGGGAAAUUUUUACUGCAUCCACUGGAAAUGAUGUCGGCAGAAGUACUAUGCAACGAACAUUAUAUGGCAUGGGUUAUAAUAGCUGUACAGCACUGAGAAAACUCAGUGUUAGUGAACGUAAUCGAAAAAUAUGA